Messenger RNA from Propithecus coquereli (Coquerel's sifaka), 1901 nucleotides. It is a transcript of the gene ADORA1, whose product is annotated as adenosine A1 receptor. Gene Ontology annotation, cellular component: dendrite; membrane; synapse. Gene Ontology annotation, biological process: G protein-coupled adenosine receptor signaling pathway. The transcript has 4 exons. Gene Ontology annotation, molecular function: G protein-coupled adenosine receptor activity. Bases 451 to 1431 code for a protein of 326 amino acids. The record is from RefSeq and is a predicted model, not a curated record. Lineage: Eukaryota; Metazoa; Chordata; Mammalia; Primates; Indriidae.
GUGCGGAGCCCGAUUGUCACUCUGCUCCCGCGCCGCGCCGGGGGCGACGGAGGCGCCGGUGCCCGAGUCGUGUCCCAGCCAGCUACCCUCCCCCUGGACCUAACAGGCGGACCUUGGCUUCUCCAGGCAUCCCCGGAGCCAGCGGCUGCUGAACGCGUCGAGGUGUGGGGGCACUGGGACAGAACAGCUCAGGUGGCUGGGAGCUCUGCCAGCUUUGGUGACCUUGGGCCGGGCUGGGCGCGCUGCGGCGGGAGCCUGGGGGACUAGGAGCUGCCGCCUGGUGCCCAGAGCCCAGCCCAGCCCGGCGGACGCGGCCGGGGCUCUGGGCGGCACCAGGUCCCGGGAAGUUUGGGCACUGGCUCUAGGACCCCCUGCCGGCCAGCGGGCGGGAUGGUGCCUGCGGCGUGCCCCUUGGCACCUCUCCGCUGAUGUGCCCAGCCUGUGCCCGCCAUGCCGCCCUCCAUCUCGGCCUUCCAGGCCGCCUACAUCAGCAUCGAGGUGCUCAUUGCCCUGGUCUCCGUGCCUGGGAACGUGCUGGUGAUCUGGGCGGUGAAGGUGAACCAGGCACUGCGGGAUGCCACCUUCUGCUUCAUCGUGUCACUGGCGGUGGCUGAUGUGGCAGUGGGUGCCCUAGUCAUCCCACUUGCCAUCCUCAUCAACGUUGGGCCGCAGACCUACUUCCACACCUGCCUCAUGGUCGCCUGCCCAGUCCUCAUCCUCACCCAGAGCUCCAUCCUGGCCCUGCUGGCCAUUGCCGUGGACCGCUACCUCCGUGUCAAGAUCCCUCUCCGGUACAAGACGGUGGUGACCCCGCGGAGGGCGGCGGUGGCCAUCGCCGGCUGCUGGAUCCUCUCCUUCGUGGUGGGCCUCACACCCAUGUUCGGCUGGAACAAUCUGAGCGAGGUGCAGCGGGCCUGGGCGGCCAACGGCAGCGUGGGCGAGCCCGAGAUCAAGUGCGAGUUUGAGAAGGUCAUCAGCAUGGAGUACAUGGUCUACUUCAACUUCUUCGUCUGGGUGCUGCCGCCGCUGCUCCUCAUGGUCCUCAUCUACCUGGAAGUCUUCUACCUGAUCCGCAAGCAGCUCAGCAAGAAGGUGUCGGCCUCGUCCGGCGACCCGCAGAAGUACUAUGGGAAGGAGCUGAAGAUCGCCAAGUCGCUGGCCCUCAUCCUCUUCCUCUUCGCCCUCAGCUGGCUGCCCCUGCACAUCCUGAACUGCAUCACCCUCUUCUGCCCUUCCUGCCGCAAGCCCAGCAUCCUCGUCUACAUCGCCAUCUUCCUCACGCACGGCAACUCCGCCAUGAACCCCAUCGUCUACGCCUUCCGCAUCCAGAAGUUCCGGGUCACCUUCCUCAAGAUUUGGAACGACCACUUCCGCUGCCAGCCCGCACCCCCGGUUGACGAGGAUCUCCCGGAAGAGAGGCCCGAUGACUAGACUCUGCCCUGUGCUCUCACCAGCCACACCUGGCGGGCCCAGCCCAGGCCUCACCUGCCUGCCGUCCCGCUGGUGUCGCCGAGCCCGCGCGGCUGGGCUGUGGGCCGUGGGAGGCUCUGGAGAGAUAGGCGCCCAUGGGGCGGGGGCCUCUGCAGGAGGAGCUAAGUUCCCUGCACCUGUGGGUCCUGCAGGGGCGUAGGCGGGCAGCGUGGGGAAGGAAGUGGGCACCCUGCGGUGAGAAAAAGUGUCUUGAGCCCCCACCUGCCCGGCCAUCCCAUGGGCAGUCCAGAGCUGGCUGGGCAGGUCCCGGGGAGGCCGAGACUGGGAGAUGGUGCUUGGGCUCCCGCAGCAGAGCAGGGAGCCUGCUUGUCUUAGGUGUGGCUGGUGCUGCCCUGGGACCAAGCUGAGGGAGAGGAGAGGAUCCCCGCUCCCCGAGAUGGAGGGAAGGAGGGAAGCGGGGCAUGUCUUGG